Molecule: messenger RNA, 1437 nt
Organism: Penicillium egyptiacum
Lineage: Eukaryota; Fungi; Ascomycota; Eurotiomycetes; Eurotiales; Aspergillaceae
Source: the annotation of a GenBank genome assembly
AUGCCUCAUCGCCGUAGCACGAAGCGGGCGCACUCAGAGCCCCCUGUGGACGAGGAAUCUACCAAGAAGCGCAAACCGAUCAAUGGUAAAAGGGGGGGUUCUCCUUCUCCUUCCUCUUCCCCUGACUUCUCAUCAGACGAAGGUGAAAGUCAUUUGCCCCUCGCCCCAGAGAACUCCGACUAUGUUGACUACAGCCUGAUGGCUCAAGGGGGCCAGCAUGAAGGGUCUUCCCGUCCUCCGAGACAACAUCGAUGGAAACACAAUGGGAACGAGCCCAUUACCAAUCCAGCGCUUGUUCCAGAAGGCUGGAACGCCGACGAGCUAGAUCUCGACAUCAACGACAUCGAUAGUCAAAUUAAGAGAUGUAUGGAGAGGAUCAGCGAUGGAAUUUUGCCUGACUUCUUCAAGUUCAGACUGUCACAGUAUGAGAGAAGAAGGGCUGCUCGCGAUGAAAUGAUCCAUUCUGAACCAGCCGGACUCAGCUGGGACAUUGUUCGACGCCUGAAUCAUUUGAAAGAUAUCGAGACCCAUCUCAAUACGGAUGGGGACCCAGAUAAUCAGCUUCCCAAUGUCAAAGCUCUCAUCAAAGCUUACAGGGAAGGAAAAUUGGGGUGGUCGAGAGGAUGGGUCAGCUACUGGUCGAAUGGCGUGCAGCUCAAUGAGCCCCAGAAGUUCGACGCGGAAUUUCAUAAGAACCUGGCUGAGCAGUACGAUACCACUAAAGCGUGGUGGGUAGAAGGUCUCCAACCUCCGGGUCGUAUCAGUUUAGGGGGGUUUCACUCGUUUCCGCCGCAUAACCCCCUUCACACGGUUGAGUUCCCGGUGGAUAUAUCGGUUGAUAGUCAACUUCCUGGCGUUUCUGGCAUCAACCUAUAUGUGUGUCAUGAUACUGGCGCCGAUAUAAUGGCGAUACCUCAAUGCAAUAUAGACCAGCUGGAGGCGAUAGGUGUCCCCGUUUACGUUCAGGGCUAUACUAUCAUGGAUAUCCCUGGCGGCACGUCAUGUCACAAGGUUGUGGAGGUUGAUGUCCGUCUGACUGACCGCCGCGGUGGGCCUUUGUCCCAUUGGAUGAGAGUACAGGCCUGUGUUAUCCAGUCUGUACUGGGGCCUCAAUUCGGAAUGCCUCUUUCGGGGCCUUUCCUGCGAUUUGCGCUCUACACUGCAACAUGCCCAGACGGGCAGGGAAAUCUCUAUGUUUGUGAUAACAAGAGAGAUCUAAGGCUGCUGCCGGCUCUGCCAAUUGGCUUUGUGCCAAUGCCACCGCCAUAUCUGGUUUCCGCUCCUGCAGCUCCAGGGGGUGGACCACCAGCUCAUUUUGUACUAGAGCAGCUAAAAGCCGCAAAUCUACCACCAGUCCAAGGACCCACGCUCCCGCUGCCACCGAAGGCACCAGCGAAGAGAGGGAAAAAGAAGAAGGGUAAGGGAGUGGGCCCUUAG